Ailuropoda melanoleuca (giant panda) is the source of this 7540-nucleotide messenger RNA. RefSeq names its product NBAS subunit of NRZ tethering complex (gene NBAS). NCBI's taxonomy places the organism in Eukaryota, Metazoa, Chordata, Mammalia, Carnivora, Ursidae. Gene Ontology annotation, molecular function: SNARE binding. Gene Ontology annotation, cellular component: Dsl1/NZR complex. The record is from RefSeq and is a predicted model, not a curated record. The transcript has 52 exons. The coding region runs from base 271 to 7392 and encodes 2373 amino acids. Gene Ontology annotation, biological process: retrograde vesicle-mediated transport, Golgi to endoplasmic reticulum.
GAAGCUGGCUGGAUAGGAGGUAUUUAGAUUUGUUAAUCUCACGCAGAUUAAUAAACAAGGGGCGCCCCAGGACCAGGACCUAAAUCCUACUCUAGACAAGCAACAGUAACUGUACUUCCUACUCUUUAAAGGGUUAAUCCAGCGUUUCCUUUCCACUCCCAGUUAACCACACCUCCUUCUCGUGAAUCAAAAGCGACAGCGGCCUAGGAAGUUUGUCCUUUGCCAGACGCCGUAGUGGCCCUGCUCUGGUUGCUCAGCUCCGGGGCGAACAUGGCGGCCUCCGAGUCAGCGCUGGCUGUGAAUCCAGCCACAGCGGAGGGCGAGGAGGAGACGAUUCUCUAUGACUUGUUGGUCAACACCGAGUGGCCCUCGGAGACAGAAGUACAGUCUAGAGGCAACCGAAAACAUGGCGCAUCCUUUAUCAUCACAAAAGCAAUUAGAGAUCGUUUAUUAUUUUUACGCCAAUACAUCUGGUACAGCCCUGUGCCUUUUUUGCUCCCUGAUGGACUGGUUCGCUUGGUUAAUAAACAGAUAAACUGGCACUUGGUACUUGCAAGCAAUGGAAAGCUUUUGGCUGCUGUUCAAGAUCAGUGUGUGGAGAUCAGGUCUGCAAAGGAUGACUUUACGUCUAUUAUUGGGAAAUGUCAAGUUCCAAAAGACCCGAAACCCCAGUGGAGACGUGUGGCAUGGAGUUAUGAUUGUACCCUGCUGGCCUAUGCUGAAAGUACAGGAACCGUGAGGGUGUUUGAUCUCAUGGGAAGUGAACUCUUUGUUAUUACCCCGGCAUCCAGUUUAGCAGGUGAUUUGAGCUAUGCCAUUGCUGGGUUGAUAUUUUUAGAAUAUAAAGCCAGUGCACAAUGGUCUGCAGAACUCCUGGUCAUCAAUUACCGAGGAGACCUGAAAAGUUACCUUGUAAGUGUUGGAACAAAUCAGAGCUACCAAGAGAGUCACUGUUUCAGCUUCAAUAGUCAUUAUCCUCAUGGAAUCAACACAGCUGUUUACCAUCCUGGUCACAGACUUUUGCUGGUUGGUGGAUGUGAAACUGCUGAUGUGGGCGUAUCAAAAGCUUCUAGCUGUGGCCUGUCUGCCUGGAGAGUUCUUUCAGGAUCGCCUUAUUAUAAGCAGGUUACUAAUGGUGGAGACAGGGUCACUGCAGUACCAAAGACAUUGGGAUUAUUAAGGAUGUUAAGUGUCAAGUUUUAUAGUCGCCCGGGACAAGAACAGGAUGGGAUCUUUAAGAUGAGCCUUUCUCCAGAUGGGACGCUGCUUGCUGCCAUUCACUUCUCAGGGAAACUAAGCAUCUGGGCCAUUCCAUCUCUGAAGCAGCAAGGGGAAUGGAAUCAAAAUGAGCAGCCAGGCUAUGAUGACCUUAAUCCUGAUUGGAGACUUUCUAUUGAGAAGAGAAAAAAAGUCAAAGAUAAAGAGUCCUUUUACCCACUGAUAGAUGUAAAUUGGUGGGCAGCCAAUGCUGUGACUUUGGCUCGUUGCUCUGGUGCUUUGACUGUUUCAUCAGUGAAAACUUUGAAGAAUUUACUGGGAAAAUCCUGUGAGUGGUUCGAACCAUCACCUCAAGUCACUGCUACCCAUGAUGGAGGAUUUUUAAGUUUGGAGUGUGAGAUUAAACUUGCCCCCAAACGAUCUCGUUUGGAGACUCGGGGUGCAGACGAAGAUGAAGGGGAAGAGGACUCCGAUUCUGAUCAGGAGGUAUCUGCCAAGGCUCGCUACUUCGGCUACGUAAAACAGGGCCUGUAUCUGGUGACGGAGAUGGAGCGAUUCGCACCUCCGCGGAAACGCCCGCGAACCAUUACCAAAAACUACCGCCUUGUGAGUUUGCGCUCCACGACUCCGGAGGAGCUUUAUCAGAGGAAGAUUGAAAGUGAAGAAUAUGAGGAAGCCUUGUCUCUGGCUCAGACCUAUGGCCUGGAUACUGAUCUCGUGUAUCAGAGGCAGUGGAGGAAGUCUGCGGUCAACAUUGCUUCAAUUCAGAAUUACUUGAGCAAAAUAAAGAAACGAUCCUGGGUUCUUCAUGAGUGUUUGGAGAGAGUUCCUGAGAAUGUGGAGGCUGCGAAGGAACUGCUUCAGUAUGGAUUGAAAGGCACAGACCUGGAGGCCCUGGUAGCAAUUGGGAAAGGAGCAGACGAUGGCAGAUUUACAUUACCGGGUGAAGUAGACAUUGACAGUAUCCCCUAUGAGGAGCUUUCACUGCCCGAUGAAGAGCCUGCCGAGAGUAAGAAGGAGAAGAAGAUCAAGAAAAGAAGGGAACUACUUAAAUUAGUGAACUUUGCAAAGUUAACGCUGGAACAAAAGGAACUUUGCCGUUGUAGACUGAAAUUAUUAACCUACUUAGAUCGGCUUGCAACAUACGAGGAAAUCCUGGGAGUGCCUCAUGCCUCUGAACAGAGAUACGAUGCUGAAUUCUUUAAGAAGUUCAGAAAUCAGAAUAUUGUUCUCUCAGCAAGAACUUAUGCUCGGGAAAGUAACGUACAAGCCCUCGAAAUUCUGUUUACUUAUCAUGGAUCAGACCUGCUUCCUCAUCGCCUUGCAAUUCUCUCCAACUUCCCAGAGACCACUUCUCCACAUGAAUAUUCUGUUUUGCUGCCUGAAGCUUGCUAUAAUGGUGACUCCUUGGUGCUCAUUCCUUGGCAUGAACACAAACACCGAGAUAAAGAUUGGUGCGAGGAGCUGGAGUGCAGGAUGGUGGUUGAGCCGAGUCUCCAAGAUGAAAGUGAAUUCUUGUAUGCCGCACAGCCCGAGUUACUGAGGUACAGGACACCAGAGCUUGCCGUAGAGAAGGUUAUGGACUGGUAUCAGACCAGAGCAGAAGAAAUAGAGCAUUAUGCCCGACAGGUCGACUGCGCGUUGUCACUCAUUCGACUUGGAAUGGAGCGGAACAUUCCCGGUUUGCUGACUCUGUGUGAUAAUUUGGUUACUCUGGAAGCUUUGGUUUAUGAAGCCGGGUGUGAUCUAACCCUAACCUUGAAAGAACUCCAGCAGAUGAAAGACAUUGAAAAACUAAGACUACUGAUGAAUAGUUGUUCUGAGGACAAAUACGUGACAAGUGCCUACCAGUGGAUGGUCCCCUUUCUUCAUCGUUGUGAGAAACAGUGUCCUGGUGUGGCUAAUGGGCUGUUAAAGGAGUAUUUAGUAACUUUAGCUAAAGGGGACUUAAAGUUCCCCCUGAAGAUAUUUCAGCAUUCCAAACCAGAUCUGCAGCAAAAAAUUAUUCCUGAUCAGGACCAACUGAUGGCAGUAGCUCUAGAGUGCAUCUACAGCUGUGAACGAAGUGACCAGCUGUGUCUUUGCUAUGACAUAUUAGAGUGUCUUCCACAAAGAGGAUACGGUCAUAAAACAGAGGUAACAAACGCUCUUCAUGACAUGGUGGAUCAACUGGAACAGAUUCUCAGUGUGUCAGAGCUCUUGGAGAAACAUGGACUUGAGAAACCAGUUUCGUUUGUUAAGAACACUCAGUCCAGCUCAGAAGAGGCACGCAAGCUGAUGGUUAGGUUGACCAGGCACACUGGUCGGAAGCAGCCUCCUGUCAGUGAGUCUCAUUGGAGAAUGUUGCUGCAAGACAUGUUAACUAUGCAGCAGAAUGUUUACACCUGCCUGGAUUCAGAUGCUUGCUAUGAGAUAUUUACAGAAAGCCUUUUGUGUUCCAGUCGCCUUGAAAAUAUCCACUUAGCUGGGCAGAUGGUGCACUGCAGCGCCUGUGCAGUAAAUCCGCCCACCAGUGUAGCCCAUAAAGGGAAAACCCAGUACAGGGUCAGUUAUGAAAGAAGUAUUGACUUGGUUUUGGCGGCCAGCAGAGAGUACUUUAAUUCUUCUACCAGCCUCACCGAUAGCUGCAUGGAUCUGGCCAGGUGCUGCUUACAGCUGAUAAUCGAUAGACCAGCUGCCAUUCAGGAGGAGCUAGAUCUUAUCCAAGCGCUUGGAUGUCUUGAAGAAUUUGGGGUGAAGAUCCUGCCUUUGCAAGUGCGAUUGUGCUCUGAUCGAAUCAGCCUCAUCAAGGAGUGUAUCUGCCAGUCCCCCACAUGCUACAGACAGUCCACCAAGCUUCUGGGCCUUGCUGAGUUGCUGAGGGUAGCAGGUGAGGACCCAGAAGAAAGGCGUGGACAGGUUCUGAUCCUUUUAGUAGAGCAAGCACUUCGUUUCCAUGACUACAAAGCAGCUAGUGUGCAUUGUCAGGAGCUGAUGGCCACAGGUUAUUCUAAGAGUUGGGAUGUUUGUAGCCAGUUAGGACAAUCGGAAAGUUACCGGGACUUGGCCACUCGCCAGGAGCUCAUGGCUUUUGCUUUGACACAUUGCCCUCCUAGCAGCAUUGAACUUCUUUUGGCAGCCAGCAGCUCUCUGCAGACAGAAAUUCUUUAUCAAAAAGUGAAUUUCCAGAUCCAUCCAGAAGGAGGGGAGAGUAUCAGUGUUUCACCAUUAAUUAGUAAAACCCAACAAGAGGGCGAAGUCGGUGUUCCUGGCAGCAACUCCGACCUCUUGCACUGGAGCACCGCUGCCACCAUGAAGGUCCUGUCCAGCACCACGACCACCACCAAGGCUGUGCUGCAGGCCGUCAGUGACGGGCAGUGGUGGAAGAAGUCCUUGGCGUACCUCCGGCCGCUUCACGGGCAAGAAUUUGGUGGUGCUUAUCAAAUCGGAGCCAUAGCCAAUGAAGAUCUAGAAAAGCAAGGCUCUCAUCCUUUCUAUGAAUCUGUCCUCUCCGAUCCCUUUGUCACAGAGUCUGCAGUGACCUAUGACCCCCACCUGCACGUUCCAGUGGAAAGCUUUGCAGAGGUAUUGCUAAGAACUGGGAAACUGGCCGAGACUAAAACUGAAGGGGAAGAGGUAUUUCCAACAACAGAAGUUCUCUUGCAGCUGGCAAGUGAUGCUUUACCAAAUGACAUGACCUUGGCUCUUGCUUAUCUCCUUGCCUUACCACAGGUGUUAGAUGCUAACAAGUGCUUUGAAAAGCAGGCCCACUCUGCUUUAUCGCUCCAGCUGGCCGCAUAUUACUACAGCCUCCAGAUCUAUGCCCGCUUGGCUCCAUGUUUCAGGGACAAGUGCCAUCCUCUUUACAGGGCUGAUCCCAAAAUGCUAAUCAAGAUGGUCACCAGGCAUGUGACUCGAUACGGACAUGAAGCCUGGCCAGAGGACCUGGUGUCACUGACCAAGCAGUUGCACUACUACAAUGAACGUCUCCUGGAUUUCACUCAGGCUCAGAUCCUUCAGGGCCUUCGGAAGGGUGUGGACGUGCAGCGGUUUACUGCAGAUGACCAGUACAAAAGGGAAACUAUCCUUGGUUUAGCAGAAACACUUGAGGAAAACGUCUACAGCAUUGCUCUUUCUCUGGCGCAGCGUUACACUGUCUCCCGCUGGGAGGUUCUUAUGACCCAUUUGGAAUUCCUGUUCACUGACAGUGGUUUGUCCACAGUAGAAAUUGAAAAUCGAGCCCAAGCCCUUCAUCUCUUUGAGACUUUGAAGACUGAUCCAGAAGCCUUUCACAAGCACAUGGUCAAGUAUAUUUACCCCACGAUUGGUGGCUUUGAUCACGAAAGAUUGCUAUAUUAUUUCUCUCUUCUGGAAAGCUGCGGCUGUGCAGAUUUUGGGAAAUACACUAUUAAACCGGAAACCCACAUUCGGCUGCUGAAGAAAUUUAAGGUAGUUGCUUCAGGUCUUAAUUAUAAAAAGCUGACAGAUGAAAACAUGAAUCCUCUGGAAGCACUGGAGCCAGUUCUUUCAAGUCAAAAUAUCUUAUCUAUUUCCAAACUUGUUCCCAAAAUCCCUGCGAAGGAUGGACGGAUGCUUUCCCCGAGCUCUCUGUACACCAUCUGGUUACAGAAGUUGUUCUGGACUGGAGACCCUCACCUCAUUAAACAAGCCCCAGAGGCCUCCCCGGAGUGGCUCCGCGCCUACGAUGUCUGCACGAAGUACUUUGAUCGCCUGCACCCGAGCGACCUCAUCACCGCGGUGGACGCCAUUACGUUUUCUCCAAAAGCUGUGACCAAGCUGUCUGUGGAAGCACGUAAAGAGAUGACUAGGAAGACUGUUCAGACAGUCAAACAUUUUAUUGAGAAGCCGCGGAAAAGAAGUUCGGAAGACGACAUUCAAGAAGAUAGUGACUCAAAAAUGACCUACGCAGAUGUCCUGAAUCAUCUGGAGAAAUCACUUGCUCACCUGGAAACCCUCAACCACAGCUUCCUUGUUUCUCUGAGGACUAGUGAGCAGGAAACGCUGCGGAAGUACGGUGACCUCUAUGAUCUAUCCCGAUCAGAGAAAGGGAAACUUCAUGACCAAGCUGUGGCCAUGUGUCUAGAUGGCCUGCCUCUAGGGAUGAUUCAGCAGCUGCUGCAGGUGGCCGUGGGCCCUCUCGACAUCUCGCCCAAGGAUGUGGUGCGGAGCGCAGUAAGGAAGAUCGUUUCUGCAUUGAGCGGAGGCAGUGCUGACCUCGGUGGGUCGGGGGACCCCCUCCAGGUCCUGGAAGGUGUUGUUGCGGCCGUCCAUGCCAGUGUGGACAAGGGAGAAGACCUAGUUUCCUCCGAGGACCUGCUGGAGUGGCUGCGGCCCUUCUGUGCUGAUGACGCCUGGCCCGUGAGAGCCCGCAUUCAGGUGCUGCAGAUUUUGGGACAGUCUUUUAACCUGACGGAGGAGGAUGGCAAGCUCCUUGUGUUCUUUAGAACGGAAGCCAUUCUCAAAGCCAUGUGGCCCCAGAGACAGGUGGACAUAGCUGACAUUGAGAAUGAAGAGAACCGCUACUCUCUCUUCACGGAACUCCUGGAAUCCAGCCACCAAGAGGUGGAAUUUCAGCACUUGGUUUUGCUCUUGCAAGCUUGGCCACCUAUGAGACAUGACUCCGUAAGCAGCAUAACCAGCAAUCCGUGGGUGAGACUGGCGACGGUGAUGCUGACCAGGUGCACCGUGGAGAACAAGGAAGGACUGGGGAAUGAGGUCUUGAAGAUCUGCCGCUCUUUAUAUAACACCAAGCAGACGCUCCCUGCAGAGGGUGUGAAGGAGCUGUGCUCACUGCUGCUCAGCCAGUCCCUGCUGCUCCCAGCCCUGAAACUUCUCCUCGAGAGCCAGGAGGAGAGCCUUCGCGAUGUGGCGCUGGAGCACAUCACUGCUAUUGUCAAGGUGAAUGACUCAAACUGUGACCAAGAGCUUCUGUCCCUGCUCCUGGACGCCAGGCUGCUGGUGAAGUGCAUCUCCACUCCCUUCUACCCACAUAUCAUUGAGCACCUCUUGGCCAGCCCGCGGCAGGGGCCCUGGGAUGCGGAGGGGCUGGCCAGACACCUGCGCGAGGCCGGCCACGAAGCCGAAGCGGGCUCGCUCCUCCUGGCCGUGAGAGGCACGCACCGGGCCUUGCGAACCUUCAGCGUGGCGCUCAGCGCGGGGCAGCACUGGGUGUGAGCCCAGCCUGGCCCGGCGUGGCCACGGUUGCUCAGCCACCCGGUGGGAAGGAACUCCGGACCCGAAUCCUGUUCCACAAGCGUCAUGUGUAUCUGUCGACUGUUCUUAGUGGUUCCAACAAACUGCAAAUAAAGCUGUACAUAAGUGA